Molecule: messenger RNA, 687 nt
Organism: Porites evermanni
Lineage: Eukaryota; Metazoa; Cnidaria; Anthozoa; Scleractinia; Poritidae
Source: the annotation of a GenBank genome assembly
AUGGAUAAUCUAUCUCAACUGGCUCUCAGGACCCAGACCAUAUUUGGUGGUAUUCAUUUCAUUUUCUUUCUAAUCUCCUGGCCAUUUGUAAUUGGUUUCCUGAAGGAUUACCACGACAAAGAUAGACUGACAUUUAACUGUAUCCCCAAGCCAGAAGACUUCACCAGACAACGUUGUUAUGACAAUUAUACUUCUGCUAUGAGCCUGCUCCCACUCCAUCUAACACCAUUAGACUUUUCUGGUAUCGCGUAUGGUGGACUGGGGAUUGCCUGGGUGCCGUUUAUUUUUAUGGGGGCUACGAUUCUACGACGGAUCCAAAGAGAGCGAGGCGAACAAAGGAAAAGAAAACACUCGAAAACGUUUGUGCUGACAUUCAUCGCUCAUGUUUGCAUUCAGCUUAUUUUCCUUGGUGUCAUGAUGGGACUGUUCUGUACUUACCAGCGCCUCCAUUUUCCUGCGGAGUACAAAUGCCAUCAGACAAACAUAACGCUAACUUCACUUAACCAAAGGCCAGUUAAUAUUACAUGCAAUGACUUACGAUACAAAGAGAAAUCAAAACUAAACGUUGCUAUUAUUGGGAUUAUGGCUUUUUCCAUCGUACUUUGUUUAUUGACCCUUAUUCACUUAGCAGUAACAAGAAAAGCGUUUCUAGAGCAGCUGCUAGGAGACAUUUUUGAAAGGGAAGAU